AUGUCGUUCUUCGCAGGAAGUCCAUUUUCAUCUGCAGUGGGGCAGCGUAUUGAGCAGGCAACUGAUGCUUCAUUGCCUUCUGAAAAUUGGACCUUGAAUAUGGAAAUAUGUGACCUAGUCAAUGAAAGUGAAGAUGGGCCGAAAGAUGCAAUUAAAGCUAUAAGGAAACGUUUGCAGCAAAAUGCGGGUAAGAAUUAUACAGUUGUAAUGUAUACAUUGACCGUUUUGGAAACUUGUGUGAAGAAUUGUGGCAGAAAGUUUCAUAUUUUGGCAUGCAAUAAAGAGUUUGUUCAAGAGCUUGUGAAACUUAUUGGACCUAAGAAUGAUCCACCAACAGCAGUCCAAGAGAAGGUAUUAAGCCUUAUACAGAGUUGGGCAGAUGCAUUCAGACAUCAAGGUGAGCUAGCUGGAGUUGUCCAAGUGUAUACUGAUCUUAAGCAGAAGGGCAUCGAAUUUCCUAUGACCGAUCUAGACACAAUGGCACCAAUCCACACUCCUCAACGUAGUGUUCGUAAUUCAGAGCCACCAGCUUCCACUCCAGUUUCUCCGUCAGUGGCAGUGCCAGUAACAGGCCCUCGAACCCCUAGUCCUGCCCAUGCUGUCCUCACAGAGCCACACAGCCCUCAGCAGACAUCGGGAGCUGUGACGCUCUCUCCAGAGCAAUUAGCAAAGUUGCAAAGUGAAUUGGAUGUUGUGCAAGGAAACAUGAUGGUGUUGAAUGAAAUGUUGAGUGAGUUGACACCUGGCAAAGAACAUCCUAGUGACAUGCAACUGUUGCAAGAGCUGCAUGAAACUUGCCAAGCAAUGAAACACAGACUGGUGGAAUUAAUUGGAAAAAUUAACAAUGAUGAAGUCACAGCUGAACUGCUACGUAUCAAUGAUGAACUUAACAAUGUUUUCCUGAGAUACAGCAGGUUCGAAAACAACAGGAGCCAUCCAAAUCCUGCUACAGCUGCUCCUGAAAGCUUAGAUCUACUGUCUGGCAGCCCUGCAUUACAAGAUAUGGACCUUUUGGAUACAACCCCUGCUUCAGAUGCUCUCUCACCUGGUUUAGUAGAUCAGGCAGAUGCAUCAAAGAAGGCAGAUAAGGAAGAUUCAGAAUUCGACAUGUUUGCCCAGUCCAGAAAUGUCACUUACGAAUCUUCGAAAAAAGGAGGAAGUACUUACAAAGACAACUUAGAUCCUGAUCAAGUGAAUGGCUCCUUAGGGGCUGUGGCUCAGACAAGAGCUCAAACGGGCCUGACUGGUAACGAGAGAGAAUUUGACGAAAUGGCUGCAUGGCUAAAUGACAAGCCUGGAGCUGCUGCCGCCGCUGCUGCUGCUGCUGAUGUAAAAGCUGGACCAGAGGAGUCGCUGACUAGUGGAGAAUUUGAACGCUUUCUGGCCGAGCGAGCAGCUGCUGCAGAUACACUUCCAAAUGUGGAUGGGGCUAGGCCUGGCUCUGCAACCACUACCCGGCCGCACCAUCCAAGGCAGCUGAACAAGGAAGCAGACUCGGAGAGUUCACUUUUUGCAUUGUGA
Molecule: messenger RNA, 1521 nt
Organism: Gryllus bimaculatus (two-spotted cricket)
Lineage: Eukaryota; Metazoa; Arthropoda; Insecta; Orthoptera; Gryllidae
Source: the annotation of a GenBank genome assembly